AUGGAUCCUACUUUUGGACCAACGCUCAGUGCAGUAGUUUACAUCAACAACAUUGAUUCCAGUUUGACCGGAGGCUACGAAUUGAUCUCCGAUCAUCUGCAAAUUGAGAAUCUAAAACUGUGUUCAACAUCUACAAUAUUCGAGUCACGUCUGAAAUCACAUACCACAAACAAUUUUGACAAGCACUCAAUGAUUUCUGGAGGCAAUAUUCGCCUGCAACUCAACAUAACAAGUGCCCGAACAUCUCAAAUUUACGGUGUCGAAAACAUGUGUAUCGUGCGCCUCAUGGACACAUCUUUGAAGAACUUUGCGAAUUUUAGGGAGACGCUAAUCGACUUAAACAAGUUUACCAAUGAACUUCAAAAUAACCGCCCUUCCUAUUACAACGACAGGACCAUCUAUAACACGAAGACGGCAUUCGACGCAAUUGGCCUAGAAUUCAUUGAAUUUCGACAACCAAGUAUUCGGAUCGAACGUAGGGAUUGUUCUGGUGUCCAUUUCCCCCCAAUCACUUCUGAAACUGAUGUUGGCAAUUGGGUGGAUAUGAAUUCUUCCAAAAUAUUCGAAAACCCUGUUCUUUAG
Molecule: messenger RNA, 582 nt
Organism: Dibothriocephalus latus
Lineage: Eukaryota; Metazoa; Platyhelminthes; Cestoda; Diphyllobothriidea; Diphyllobothriidae
Source: the annotation of a GenBank genome assembly